Messenger RNA from Dermatophagoides farinae (American house dust mite), 1391 nucleotides. RefSeq lists its product as uncharacterized. Gene Ontology annotation, molecular function: DNA-binding transcription factor activity, RNA polymerase II-specific; RNA polymerase II cis-regulatory region sequence-specific DNA binding. Lineage: Eukaryota; Metazoa; Arthropoda; Arachnida; Sarcoptiformes; Pyroglyphidae. Gene Ontology annotation, cellular component: PcG protein complex; transcription regulator complex; nucleus. Gene Ontology annotation, biological process: regulation of transcription by RNA polymerase II. The record is from RefSeq and is a predicted model, not a curated record.
AUUUCGAAUUAUAUCCAUUGAAUAAAUAUGUAACAACCCAAUUCAAAUGGAUCCAGAAACAAGAAAUUUGUUCUCGAAGUUGGAAAAAAUAAUCUUAUCCCAUUUGUACAAUAAUUUACCCGGACAAACAAACAUCCAAAAUAUUACGGAUGCAAGUAUGAAGUUUGAAUAUGCAAAGUAUUAUUGGUCAUCAACAACAUUAUAAUCCAUCAUCAUCUGGUUAUCAUUUGGUCACGAAUACAUUGCCAAUGUCAUAUGUUAUUUCAAAUUGUGCUACAAUAUCAUCACAACCCUCAUCGGAUAUAAUGUUAAUGUCAUCUGGAUCAUCAUCAACCACUUUUAAUAACACUAAUAAUACAAAUAACAGUAAUAAUAAUCAACAAAAAAUGGACAUGAAUCAAUCAUUGGAUCUACAAUCAAUGCGUAUUGAAUUGGAACAAACUAAAAAUAAAUUGCAUUCGAAAACAUAUGAAUGUAAUAAACUACGCCAACAAUUGAAACAAUAUUCAACGGAAUUGGAACAAUAUAAACAAAUUUUAUCAAGUUUUACACAAAAUCAUGGAACAUCGGCUAAUAAUAAUAAUCUUAAUCCAAAUGAAUUAUUAUCUGUGAAUCUAUCUACAAUCAGUAGCCAUACAAAUGGUGACGGUAUAACGAAAACAAAAAAUACCAAAUCAAAAGGACAUGCCGGUAGUAAAAAAAAGAAUAAUUCCUCAAGUGGAAAUAAUUGUCAAUGUUGUUGUGAUGUGGAUAAACCAUAUAUUUGCGAUUGGGUGAAUUGCGGCAAACGUUUCCGACAGAAACCGCAUCUUGAAGCACAUCGUAACAUACACACCGGAAGACGAUUUAUUUGUGAUUGGCCAAAUUGUGGAAAAUCUUUCGUUCGUAAAUAUAAUCUUGCUGAACAUCAAAAAUUACAUUCAUCCGUUAAUCCAAACAUGUGUACGUAUCCGGAUUGUGGAAAAGUUUUUAGUUCAAAAUAUAGUUUGAUGCGUCAUCAAAAUGCUCAACAUAACCUUAAUCUAUCCUAACCUAUAAAAUGGACAAGAGAAUAAGGAAAAGAAUAUACGAUUCAUCCACCCAGCAUAAUUGACUAAACCACCAACAUAAGCACUGGUAACGACCAGAUUCAUUUUAAUUCCUGAAAAAAAUAUCUUCCAAACGACAUUCUUUUGAUCAUUAUCACCAUUCGGUCAUCAUUCAGCAGCUCUUAAACAUUUUCCCAGAUUCCGAUGACCAAACAAAACACAAUUUUGUCCUAGAAAAAUUUUUCAGUGUUGUAAAUCUUCUUUAUACAACCACCCACCCAGACAUUUUUUUUAUUGAAUUCAUGAAUCUUCUCUUUAUAAAUAUGAAACUAUCAUCAUCAUCAUCAUCUUUAUCGAUAUUGA